AUGUGCUUCGAUGUCAAAAGGCCUCCAGGAGCUCCAGGAGCCUUUCCCGCUGUGGCCGUCUGGCCGCCCUCCUCGCUCACCACGCUGUCUGGGAGGGAGACGAGAGAGUGCGGAGGGCGCCCGACGGUCAGACGGGCGCAGUCCACCGGUCCUCCGCACACGCCCCCCAACACCAUCUUCGUUCAUUUUUCCUACCGCUCCUCCGUCGACUUUUCCUUAUUCUCUCUGAAUUUUCCCUCAAAUCUUCAAUCUUCCACCCCUAAGGGACCACUUUAGCAGGAUCCCUUGCCAUAAUGUCUCGAAGGCUUCUAUCAUGAAGCCCUUAUAGUCUCACUUUUUUUGAGGUCUUCAGAUGUCCCUUAAGCUCCUUAGAGCUUAUAAGACGUCUCAAAUUUUUUUAGGCGAGGUUCUAGAAAACGUAGAAAUGAUAUUCCUAGAGAAAAAAAUAUAGAAAUAAGUUUUUUUUAGGUUAAAAAAAGUUUGAGAAAACUUUUUGAGUUCUCCGAUAGCGCCUGGGACUUUCUCAGAGCUUUCAAAAAAAUUUUUCUGAAAGCUAAAAAAAUGAGACUAAAACUGUAGGUCCAAAAAAAUACGACAAAAAAAUGAUUUUUUUCCAAAAAAAGCAGAUUUUUCAUUUUUUUCAAAAAAAUCCAGAAAAUUUUGAAUCGUUUUUUUGAAAAAAAUUUUUCGAAAUUUCAUUUUUUUGAGCGUUAUUUCACUAUCGAUGAAAGUAUUAAAAAAUUUCGAAAAACGAAAAAGAAUCUCGAAAAAAAUUCCAAAAAAAUGAGAUUUUUUUGAUUUAUUAGCCGAUUUCCACUGAAAUUUUUUUAACACAAAUUUUUUUCCAAAUUUUUAUUGGCCUCAAACUUUUUUUCAUGCUCUUUUAAACUUCCUAAAAGCCUCAGAAGACCUCAAAAACCUCAAAAACAAAAUCUGAAAACAGUUAGAAAAAACAGAAAAAGUAGAUUGACGGCCUGAAGAGACGCCAGACGACGAGAGCGUUUCUAACUUCUCUGGCGUCUCUUCAGGCCGUCGCUGGUUUCUUCAAGCCAUAGGUGUUUCGAAAAAAAUAUCUAAGUGAUAUUGAGAAAACGUUGAACUCCUGUAGAGACGCCAGGGAAGUCAGAGAAGAGCACUCUCGUCGUCUGGCGUCUCUUCAUGCUUCUGUCACACUCUCAUUUCCGCUUCUUUUGUUUCUCCAAGACGUACAAAAAAGUGACAGUGAGGAAACUGUGAACCCUUGAAGAGACGCCGACGGCGAGAACGCUCUGGCUUCUCUGGCGUCUCUUCACGUCUCUCACGCCCUCGCAUUUCCGUCUGUUUUGACUCUCCAAGCCUCAGGUGUUCCAAAAAGCUCCGUGAAUCAGAGACGCUCUCGUCGUCUGGGGCCUCUCCACGCUUCCAAUACUUUUCGAUGUUCGCUUUUUUGAUCUUUCAAGCCUUGGCUGAUCACAAACAAUUCUAAGCAAGAGAGGUUAGAGAAGUCAGAAGCGCUCUCGUCGUCUGGCGUCUCUUCAUUUUUCUUGCUCUCUCUCCUUCUUCCACUAUCUUCAAGCCUUAAGUGAUCCCAAAGGAUUCUGAGAAUCUUUAGGAGACUCUCGUCGUCUGGCGUCUCUUCAUUUUACUUGAUCUCUAUCCAUCUUCCAUCAUAUUGACCAUCCAAGCCUUAAGUGAUCCAAAACGAUUCUGAGAAAUUUAAAGACACUCUGAUCAUCUGGCGUCUCUCCUACUCCCUCUUCUCUUGUUCGCCUUAAAAUUUCGCAAUCUCACCAUCUUUCCUCAAAAUCCCAACUUACAGAAAUGUGUCUCGAGUAUCCGAAAAAGAACGAAGCGGAGCGUGUCACGCCUCGCCUGAAUCCCCACGUCGUGCAGGCCCACAUCCUCAUCCAGCCGCUGCCACCGCCGCCAGACGUCGUCAACGAGUUCCCGGCGCGGUUCCAGCCGUACCUGCAGAGAAGACGUCAGCGCUCGAUUGCUGGUCUGAUCGCUCGUCCGCCUCUGGAUCCUGCAGCUCCGACUCGAGCUCCGACCCCUCCGCGUACUCCAGCUCCAGCACCACCUCAGCCUGCUCCGAAUGCUCUGCAGCAGAACGCUCCAGGUCAGCCUCAGCCACUGCCUCGUGAGCAGCUCCAGACGCUCGUCGACGUCCUCGACGGCUCGACGCUUCCUCAUUGCGUCAUCGCCGUGUCCCGAGCGCAGACCGGUGCGAGACGUGCCCAGCCUCAGGCCGCCGGCGCGCCUGCUCAAGGAGCUUCGGCUGCACGUCUUCAGGGUCCGGCUCCGACGCCGUUGCCGCGUCGUCCUCGCGAGGUCGACGACUUUGACGUCACCGCUUCGCCGACCACGCCUCCUCCAGGACUCUCCGAGAGUCAGGGUGAGUUCUGACGUCACUUAUACUGUAGUCCAAUCACGAGAUGCUUGAAACAGCUCGAAAAAAAAAAUUGAGAUCGAAUCGUAAUGAAUAAAAACCAUUCCAAGUCCCAAACGACGUUGUAAUCAAUCAUUAGGCGGAUUGAAAAGUGCACUGAUUAGUGAUUAUUAAGUGAAAGAUUCUACAACUAACUUGUUUUUCUCGUAACCCUGACAACCUAAUUAAAAUCGAAAACAAGCUGACUCAACUAAUAAAUAAUUUCAAGUAAAGCUCAGAAAACAAAUUCUAGCAUGACGUCAUCAAAAUUUAAUGAAAAGUGACGUCAUUUACUCCUAGAUUUUUGAAUAAUCCUAAAUUUUUUUCAAGUAGUGAAAAAAAUGAUACUAUUUCCUUAACAUGAAACUUGUUGAAUGACGUCAUAAAAAUGCCUAUUUAAAAAAAGUCAGUUUAGAAUCAUUUAAUAGACCCUGUUCAAAAAGUGACGUCAUAAAUUUGGAAAAUUUCACAAAUCAAUAAAUGACGUCAUCAGUGUUCAUAGUCAGAUAUAAGAGAGAAGUAGGACACUCCCAAUCGAUUUUACAGCACAUUUCUGGAGAGCAAGUGAAGAAGUGACGUCAUAAAUUUGCUAAUCAAGCUACUUUUUUUUUAUAAAAAUGACGUCAUCUACUGUUUCGAGUCAGAUAUAAGUAAAAAAAGAAAAAGUACUCUAAAUUAAUUUCUGAAACGCACCAUUUUUGAAAAAAAGAAUGACGUCAUAAAAAUUGGCAGAUUUUUGAUAAUCAAGCAAAUUUUUCUUCAAUUACACCCCAACAAUUAUCAAAAUGACGUCAUAAAUUCAACAAAUUUAAAUUAAAAGUUUGAAAGAUGACGUCAUAAAUUCAACAAAUGUCUUAAUAAAGUGGCUUCUUCAUGAAGAUUGCGUGAAAUUUCUCAAAAUGACGUCAUCUUAAAGUCAGAGAUAACAUAGAAGUAGGAUAUCUUUUUUGGAGAGCAAGCUCAAAAAGUGACGUCAUAGAAUCGUGACAUUUUGAUAACCAAACGAAAAAUCCUCAGAAUGACGUCAUAACCUAUACAAAUUUGAAUGAAACGUUUCAUGAUGACGUCAUAAAUUUGCUAAAUUAUAAUAAUCAAGUCUUUAUGAAGGCUGCUUAAAAUUUCUCAAAAUGACGUCAUCAACUACUUAUAAUCAGAGAUUAAAACUUGACGAUUCUAUGACGUCACUUUUUUUAGCUUGUCCGAACAAGGUAUCCUACUUCUUUUUCAUCUCUGACUUGAAGAUGACGUCAUUAUGAGAAAUUUCGAGCAACCUUCAUGAAGAUGAUAUAUGUGACGUCAUCUUGAAACUUUUCAUUGAAAUUUGUUGAAUUUAUGACGUCAUUUCGAGGAUUUUUCUACUUAGCUUUAGGUCAGAACCUUCAAAAGAUAAAAGAGAAGGAGAGUACACAUUUUUUCAAAAAAAGCUCAAAAAGUGACGUCAUAACCGCGUAUUUUUCAGUUCGUCGCUACUGGGUCCGUGGGGCGGAGCACGCCGGCCAGUGUGACGCACCUAAUGGCUGCUCGCGGAUGUGCCAGCUGAUCAAGAUGACGGCGAUCCACGGACGCAACUGUCAGCGACGGACGACGUGCGUCAUCUGCCAGGCCUUCUUCACCGCCGUCCGUCAUCACAUGAUCCUCCGCUGCGACCACGACGUCAACUGCCGCACGCCCUUCUGCGCCGAACUCACCCACGCCUACAAGGAGAGCAUCAAGGAGUGAGUCCUGCUUCAGAAGUCGUCUGUAAUACAGCAUUUGGUGAUAAUCUUAUCCAUUGAUGGGGUCGCCUCCUUAGAUCAUAAAAGAAAAUUUGAAAAACUAGACUUCAGAGCCGCAUUCGGAAUGGCACUAUGACGUCAUAAUCAAUAUUCGUCUCCUUUUCAUUCUUAAAAAUACUUUCUUUCAAUCUCCAUUAUCCGGGAGCCUACCAAAUGAGCUCGACUCCAAUACCGCAUUUGUAAUAGGUUUAUGACGUCAUAACUCAUUCUAAUGACGUCAUAAUAAAAUUUCUUCCCCUUUCCAUUUGGCCGCAUUUGGAAUGGAUUUUAAAAAGUUUUUUUUCUAACUAGUGAAUUGUAUUUUUCAGCUACAUAUUGGCCGCAUUUGAAAUGGCUUUUUUAUGAAAGUUUUUACCAAACUUACCAGGGAAUACUCCGGUCGCAGAGGACCCUUGAAUAAGAACAAGUUUACUAGAUUUAGUUUUUCACGCUGAUUUCAAACCUGGUCUUAAAAACUGCCAAUGAGAUCUGGGAAAAAAGUUAUGGACCCUCAAAAGUCGAAAAUUCCUAUGUCUCCGAUUGACCUUAUUUUUAGGGGGUUUACUUUUGAGGGCCCAUAACUUUUUUCACAGAUCUCUCCGGCAGUUUUUGAGACCAGAUUUGGAAUCAGCGGAAAAACUACAUUCGGGUGUCCUACUGCGACCGGAGACCAUUCCCUGGUUAGAUCAGGAUGGCCGCAUUUGGAAUGACAUUUUGACUGAAUUUCUCUAACCAAUAACUUUAUAAGUUCAGCUACAUGCUGACCGCAUUAAGAAAGACCUUCGAAAACUGUCUACCUCACUAAUAAUCGUCAAACUUUUGCAGCUACAUGCUGGCCUACCGCGACGUGAUGAACAGCUUCCAGACGCAGGAGGAACGCGACGAGUUCCAGCGCGAGUUGCAGCAGUUGCGCGAGCAGCGCAACGUCCGCAGGCCCAAUGUCUACAUGCAUCGAUAA
Molecule: messenger RNA, 5119 nt
Organism: Caenorhabditis auriculariae
Lineage: Eukaryota; Metazoa; Nematoda; Chromadorea; Rhabditida; Rhabditidae
Source: the annotation of a GenBank genome assembly